Molecule: messenger RNA, 1482 nt
Organism: Cydia amplana
Lineage: Eukaryota; Metazoa; Arthropoda; Insecta; Lepidoptera; Tortricidae
Gene: grp
Product: serine/threonine-protein kinase grp
Exons: 6
Coding region: 82-1482 (466 amino acids)
Biological process (GO): protein phosphorylation; intracellular signal transduction
Cellular component (GO): cytoplasm
Molecular function (GO): protein serine/threonine kinase activity; ATP binding
Source: RefSeq, a predicted model, not a curated record
GCCGGCUGGUCGCAGUGGGCCGGGUUUGACGCAGCGUUGUUGCAGGAGCCGGAGCCUGUGCCUGUGCGGGCGGCGCGCGACAUGGCGGCCGCCGAGCCGGCAGGCGGCGGCGAGUUCGUGGAGGGCUGGCUCGUGGCGCAGGUGCUGGGCGAGGGCGCCUACGGAGAGGUGCGGCUGCUGGUGAACAGCGGCAGCGGCGCCUGCGUGGCGCUGAAGACGGUCCGAGCGCCGCCCGACAGCGACGCGCUGGCCGCGGCGGCGCGCGAGGCGGCGCUGCACCGCGCGCUGCGCCACCCGCACGUGCUGCGCUGUCUGGGCGCCCGCGCCGCGCCGCCGCACCACUACAUGUUCCUCGAGUACGCACAGGGAGGAGAGUUGUUCGACCGCAUCGAGCCGGACCGGGGUAUGUGCGCAACGCUGGCGCGUCGCUACUGGCGCCAGAUCCUCAGGGGGCUGAGCUACUUGCACUCCCGAGGGGUGGCACAUAGAGACCUCAAACCGGAAAACGUUUUGCUUGAUGACAGGGACCAGGUGAAGAUCUCGGACCUGGGUCUGGCGACGCUGUUCCGGCGCGGGUCUCGCGAGCGGCUGCUGGGCCGCGUGUGCGGCACGCUGCCGUACGCCGCGCCCGAGGUGCUGCGCGCCGCGCGCGCGCCCUACCGCGCGCCGCCCGCCGACCUGUGGGCCGCGGCGCUGCUGCUGCUGGCCAUGCUCGCCGGAGAGCUACCCUGGGAGCGCGCACAUCCCUCCGACGAGCGCUUCUCAUGUUGGAGCUCCGGAGCGAGUGACGGAGGCCCGUGGCGGAAACUGUCCGGCGGAGCUCGCUCGCUGCUCGCCUCCGCCUUACACCUCGACGCCAACAAGCGCGCCACGCUCGACGACCUGCUGCAGCAUCCCUGGAUGAGCGAGCGCGACGAGCUGCCCGAGAGGACCACGGAGUCGCGCACGUGGUGCUCGCAGCCGGCGGCCCGGCCCCCGGCGGCCGCGCUCGACGAGACGGACGGCGCGGUGGCGCUGCUCGUGCACUCGCAGCCCGCCGCGCCGCGCGACCUGCUGCUGUCGCAGGCCACGCAGGGCGGCGGCGGCGUGGUGGCGCGGCUCGUGCGGCGCAUGACGCGCGUGUGGCUGCGCGGGGACGAGCGCGGCGCGCUGCUCGCGCUCACGGCGGCGCUGGACGCGCGCGGCAUGGCGUGGCGCCGCCUGCCGCAGUCGCCGCACCUGCUCGCGGUCGAGUGCGGCGGCGACGUGCGCAUGCGCGCGUGGGCCGUGCGCGCGCGGCCGGCGGACGGCGAGCGGGUCGCCGGGCUCACGCUGCUGGAGUUCCGGCGCUCGCGCGGCUGCGGGCUCGCCUUCAAGCGCCGCUUCCUGCAGCUGCGCGCCGCGCUCGCCGCGCACGCCGCGCCGCCGCCCGCCGACCCCGCCGCCGACCUGGUGGCGCCGCCGCUCCACCCCCACCCCGAGCCCAUGGACGCCGACCCCUGA